AUGGCUACCCCACCACUUAAAAACAUAACAAUAAUUGGAUCUGGAUUGAUGGGAAGUGGAAUUGCUCAGGUUGCGGCACAAGCCAAGCAUUCUGUUAUACUGGUUGACCAAACUGAGGAAAUUCUCCACAAGUCAGAAAAAUCAAUCCAAAAAAGUUUGGAACGUGUUGCUAAAAAAAAAUUCACCGAUCCACAGGCUGGCACAUCGAUGGUUCAAGAAACCUUGAAAAAUAUAAAGUUUUCUACUGCUAUUGGAGAUGCAGUUAAAAAUGCAAAUUUGGUCAUAGAGGCAGUCACAGAAAAUUUGGGUUUAAAGCAAAAAUUACUGCGCGAAAUCGAACGCAGUUGUUCUCCUGAUGCGAUUUUAGCGUCUAAUACAUCGUCGUUCAGUUUGAAGGAGAUAAGCAAAGACUCUAAAUAUGCACAAAAUUUUGCUGGUCUUCAUUUCUUCAAUCCGGUGCCGAUGAUGAAGCUUGUUGAGGUUGUUCGAACAGAUAUGACCAAACAAACUGUUUACGACCAACUGAUGGAGUUCGCCAAAGGUGUUGGCAAAGUUCCGGUUGCUUGCAAGGAUACUCCGGGCUUCAUUGUUAAUCGGCUUUUGGUCCCGUAUAUGUUCGAGGCAUUACGGAUGGUUGAGCGUGGUGAUGCGACAAUUAAAGAUGUUGACGCAGCCAUGAAAUUAGGUGCUGGGUAUCCUAUGGGUCCAUUUGAGUUGGCUGAUUACGUUGGAUUGGAUACUAUGAAAUUCAUUUUAGAUGGCUGGCAUGCAUCAUAUCCAAACGAAGUCUUGUUCAAGCCAAGUCCAUACUUAGACAAAUUAGUUUCAGAAGGGAAAUUGGGAAAAAAGAGCGGUGAAGGUUUUUAUGAGUAUACUGGCAAAAAGUAA
This is a messenger RNA of Enterobius vermicularis (human pinworm), 888 nucleotides long. Lineage: Eukaryota; Metazoa; Nematoda; Chromadorea; Rhabditida; Oxyuridae. The record is from the annotation of a GenBank genome assembly.